UAUAGGUUGAGUUUAUAUCCUCCUAAUUUCUCCCGUCUUGUCUAAACUCACCCUCUUCUCUCGUUCUCAAAACGGGCGCAAAAUCAGUGGCAAUUUUGCAAUUCAAACAAUUUCAUCGUCUUCACUGCAACUUUUAUACUAAAUAAUUUCUGUAAUUGUUUUCCUCUUAUUCGGAAAAUUUUAGCAAAAAUGGCGGCUGUAACUUCAUCGCCAGUUCUCAGCAACAAUGGUUCCGAAACGAGUGCUAACAACGUCCCUUCUACUCCUCCACCGCCAUCAACGAUUACUACAUCCUCUGUAAAAAGCCCUAAUCUUUCUACGGUUUCGUUGCAAAGAUCUGAAGCUCCCAAGAAUCUUCGAGGACUCAAUAAACCCAAGUGUAUUAAGUGUGGUAAUGUCGCUAGGUCUAGGUGCCCUUAUCAGUCCUGCAAAAGUUGUUGUUCAAAAGCCCAGAAUCCCUGCCAUAUACAUGUUUUAAAGCCAAAUUCUACUCUUGCUGAUAGAGGAGCUUCUUCAAACCCCGUGGUACCGGAGCAACAACCGAGUGAAGCAGCAACCCCUGGGACCUCAGCUAAAGCGAAUUCCCUUCGUCAACUUUCUAGCACUUUUUCGCAGUUCAACAAUGUACAUAUUCCGCUCCGCUCAAGGAAGCCACUAACCAGAAAGGAGGCACUGACUAUAAAUGAAUGGAGGUUUGCCAAGUUAAAGGAAUACAAGGAAGCAAACAUUGAAGCAGAAAAUGAAGCUUUUGAUAGGUACAUGCAGAAUAUCAACUUAUUAAAAGAGGUGUUUGACGUUAAUUCUGAGAGGCCAGACGAGGAUGAAAUCUUGGCGUCAAACCCGCCCACGACUUCAGGUGAGAAAAAGGAGUUAAUCUCAGAAAUGAAGGUAAUCCUAAGAUCAAACCCUAUGCGAAGUGAUACAUUUAGGAAGAGGAUUCGACAAACAAUUGAUCAAGGGUUGAGCAAGCUUAAGACAAAUAAUGCGAUUGAAGAACCUAACAGCCUAGACAAAGAUGCUGAAUCGGCCCCUAAGGCAGCUAAAAAUUGUUCGACUCUGGAAACCUCAGCUUUAACCGAAUUGAAUUAUAAGUUAAAUAGAGCUCGAAAUGAAGAUGACUUAAAGCUUUGUAUCCAGAUGAGGUUAGACAUCAACAGCCAACAAAAGAUAAGCCAGGAAAUGAAAACCGACAGCUCAGUGGUAAUGGAGGAGCAUACAGCCCCGAGCAAGUUGCCUUCAGCACCGGAAUGUGACUUUCCGCUGAAAAUGGUAAAAAGUAGAGAAAUAGAUCAAGAUGUUCUCAGUAAAAUGGAUUUCCAUUUUUCGUCCAUAGAAGAAAUAGAAGAUCUAUAGGUUUAAACUUUCCAAUUCUCAGUAAAGGGUUGUGAAUUUUCUAGCAUUGUUGUAAGUUUAAUCUUGAUCUUUGGUAGUUCUAAUAUUUGUAAUUUUGAUUAGGGAUCAAACUCAUUAAGCUUUGAGAUACCUUCAAUGGUUCAAGCUGUAACAUACUAGUAUAGUAGUUGCUCAGUGGUUUUGUCAUAUUCUUCAAAACUUAACGACAUUCUUCAUUUCAUUUUGAAUCAUUUAUAAAUUCUAGUCACAUAGUUUAGCUUAUUUAUUAAUUAGAGCUACAAAGUUUAUUUUUAUGAGU
Messenger RNA from Amaranthus tricolor (Joseph's coat), 1651 nucleotides. RefSeq lists its product as uncharacterized. The record is from RefSeq and is a predicted model, not a curated record. The transcript has 5 exons. Lineage: Eukaryota; Viridiplantae; Streptophyta; Magnoliopsida; Caryophyllales; Amaranthaceae. Bases 190 to 1353 code for a protein of 387 amino acids.